UUCGUCAGGUCACUAAGCCCCACCCAUUAAACACGUUUGAUAUUUGGCUGAAGGAGUCGGGCCUGUAAUUAAAGUUAUCUUUUCCCUGCGUCUCUACCACUGUGUGCAGAGUGCCGCAGAGGAAUACAUCGCCGGUGGUAGGCUGCUACGAGGUAGGAGUAUUUACGCGGAUCUAGCCUGUUGACUAGGUUGUUGCCUAGUCAUUUCGAGAAAAGGAUGCCGAUAGUCAUCGUAAAGGUUGAGGUCAAACUUUCACCAGUUGCAACUGUUACUACGAUCAAGGAGGAGGCUGAAGACAUAGCAGAUAGGGCUGGAACUGGAUGUGUUCAACUCAAGAAGGAAGAGGCAGAGGUCACUGACCUUUCUUUUGGAGACGGGGUCUGGUUCAACACGGGUGGAGAUGGGACUCAGGCCCAGCAUCACGAGCUGACCACGGACCACGGCGAGCGUUCUCAUGUCUGCACUCUGUGUGGAAAGACCUUCACCACAGCCACGUACCUGUCCAUGCACAGGAGAAUCCACACCGGAGAGAAGCCCAACCGGUGCGACCUGUGUGGGAAGAGGUUCACGGCGUCUCAGGACCUUCUCAAACACAGGAGGACACACACACUGGAGAGAAGCCCUACCGGUGCCCGCUCUGCGCCAGGAGGUUCUCGCAGUUCGGCCAGCUCCAGAGGCACCGCGCCACACACACCGGAGCGCGGCCGCACCAGUGCGCUGACUGUGGGAAGAGCUUCUCCAGGCCAGACAGCCUGGAGAGGCACAGGGGGGUGCACACGGGGGUGAGGCCAUACCACUGCACCGGCUGUGGGAAGACCUUCACCCGGUCACGGAGCCUUAGAACCCAUACCAGAUCAUGUACUACACACACAAAAGCUUAGAACACAUACCAGAUCAUGUACUACACACACAAAAGCUUAGAACCCAUCAGCCUUAGAACCCAUACCAGAUCAUGUACUACCCACAAAAGCUUAGAACACUCAAGAAACUAGCUGCAGGCCAGAAGUCUCAUACUUAAAGUGGCUCAGAUUGUCGGAGAUUGGUUCUUGUUCUUUUUCUGUUGCUUUGAGGAAAGAAUGUAUGAGAACUGUGGUGUUGGCCUGAUAUUCAUUCACUAAGAUGAAUGCUCUACAAUCUACACGAUGGGGGUCCAUAGCCUGAUGGAGACAGAAUUCACCUUCUCCGUUAAGACGUCUACAGGCAGAAGUGCAGUGUUACAGUUAUUAGUGCUCAACAGUACAGAAUUCGAAAUAAUGAUUAAAAAUACAUGUUGAAUAUACUGGAGGUCAUGUAUCAGACGACAAUAUUUGCAACGUGAACUCCAAAAGUGUCAAAAUACAAUUAUCUACAUAGUAUCAUAAUCUACUUCAAAUUCAUGUUAUCUGUAUUUGUCACAGGAUAUUUCCAUUACUGCAUCACUCAUCUUAAUGUUUCAGUGUGUAAAAACCUUUUAAAAAUAAAUGUCUUCUUUCAGUUUAA
Molecule: messenger RNA, 1479 nt
Organism: Clupea harengus (Atlantic herring)
Lineage: Eukaryota; Metazoa; Chordata; Actinopteri; Clupeiformes; Clupeidae
Biological process (GO): regulation of transcription by RNA polymerase II
Cellular component (GO): chromatin; PcG protein complex; transcription regulator complex
Molecular function (GO): DNA-binding transcription factor activity, RNA polymerase II-specific; RNA polymerase II cis-regulatory region sequence-specific DNA binding
Source: RefSeq, a predicted model, not a curated record